AUGUCCGGAGGCGCUGAGCGAAGCGGGGACGCCUCGCGCGGGGCGGGCAGGCGGGCAGGCAGGCAGGCGGCCGCGCGCUCCUCUCCCCCUCCCCGCACUCGCUUCCGGCCCCGCCGCGCUCCUGCUUCCGGGCGCGGCAGGCCGCCGCUCUGCACGUUCACCACUAUGGUUCGCCCGGCGGCCUGGAGGACUUCCGGGCCGAGCGGCCGGGCCGUGAGGCGCUUCCUGGGUGUUUCCGUACUUUCGCUGGGCUAUGGGGCCCUGCCUAUCCGCUUGAGGCCGAAGAUGGUGCCGGGCGAGGCUCUGCCACUCUCUCCGGAGUCGCCGCGGGGUAGCGCCGCGGCCCAGGCCGUCGCCGCCAAGAAGCAGCGCGCCUUCGCCCGGAGGAAGGUGGGUCGGUGCCGGGCGCCCGGCUCUGAGCCGACCGAGUCUGGGGCCCGACUGAGUCGGGCCGGCCGACCGGUGUUAUUGGGCGGGAGCAGCCCGCCCAUGGGUCGAGGGGAGGGGCCUGCCGGUGUAUCCCGGUUGGUGCUUGUGUUUCAGGCCUUCUCCCUCUUUGUCAAGGCAAAAGAGGUGCCGGCCGCUGCCCGGUGCCCCGCCGGCGGAGAGGCCGUGCGGUGGCGGUGCUGCCGGCAAGCCUUCGAAGAGCUCUCCGGCAUUCAUAGGCAUGUGGCUCUGCAGCACGCCGCAGACAUCGGGCAGCAGGCAGGAGUGGCUGCACCGCAGACAGCUGCUGAAGAGAGCUCCUCCAGCAGCCCGGCACCUGCAGGCAAGGCAGGUGGGCUUAAUGGGCACUUCUGUAGCAGUCCUGAGAUCUCCUCUACACUCCCAGACACAAGCCACAUUAGCCAUGAAGAUCUCACAAGCAAGGUGGGAGAAGUACUUCUGUAUUACUGUUACUGUGAGGUGAAGGACCCAGAGAAACUCUGUGCUUGGCAAAAGGCUCUGUGCCAGCAUCUGCACCUCACUGGCAAGGUACGAGUUGCUUCAGAAGGGAUUAAUGGGACAGUUGGUGGAAGCAAAGUAGCUACCAAACUCUACAUUGAAGUUAUGCUUUCCCAGCCUCUAUUCAAAGACAUUUUGUGUCAAGAGGAUUUCAAGAGCAGUGCAGGAGGAUCUCAGUGCUUCCCAGACCUUCGAGUUGGAGUAUUCAAGGAAAUUGUACCUAUGGGCAUUGAUCCAAAGAUAGUGUCUUACAAAGAAACUGGAAUCCAUUUAUCCCCUCAGGAAUUUCAUAGAGAAGUAGAGCAGUACUUGUCUCAGGCCAGUCAAGGACAAAGUGAUACCAUCUUGCUGGACUGUAGGAACUUCUAUGAAAGUAAAAUAGGCCAUUUCCAGGGUUGCCUGGCUCCAGAUAUCAGGAAGUUCAGCUAUUUUCCCAGCUAUGUAGAUGAAAACCUGGAGCUUUUUAAAGACAAGCGUGUCCUGAUGUACUGCACAGGAGGGAUUCGCUGCGAGAGAGGCUCCGCUUACCUACGGAGCAAGGCAGUGUGCAGAGAGGUUUACCAGCUAAAAGGUGGAAUUCACAAGUACCUGGAAGAGUUUCCAGAUGGAUUCUACAGGGGGAAGCUGUUUGUAUUUGAUGAUCGUUACGCCAUUUGUUCCAACGAGGAUAUCAUCUCAGCAUGCAGAUACUGUGGGACACUGUGGGACCAGUACAAACUCUGUUCCAGCCAGCACUGCCGGCAGCUUGUUCUGACGUGCCCAAGCUGUCGCAGCAAAGGUCUCACAGCUUGUUGUCCUGUUUGUCAAGAGAAGGAGCUCCAGGUGACUUCAAGGGCUUCAGGGCAGACACUGAAGGAGGAGUGUGAGUGUACCAGGAGACGGCCAAGGGUACCUAUUGAAGACGUCUCGCGGAGGACGCUGGAUGCAGGGAAGGAUUAAGCUGCUUGAUCAGCUAAUCUGAUACCUGCUGGUGUGAGAGGCUUCAGUCACCAGAGCCCUGUUUCUCACUCAGUGAGGUUUGGAAAUCAUGGAACUGUCUUGGCUUGGAAAGUCCUGUUCAUAUGCUGCCUUUCAGCCUAGAGUACACCCUGAAAACCAUCCAUUACUUGAUGUUUAAUUACCAGAGUGCCCAACUCAUCACCAGCACUACAGAGUUCCUUUCCUUGGGCACAGUCUUGUAGUCUGGUGGCUUCUACUAUGGGGAUCUUUUUGAGCAGACUGUGUGCAAUGGGACACAGCUGCUCACAACUCAAAAGAAACUAAAGAGACAUGAGAACAAUUCCAUUAUUUUCCUCCUGCAUGGAGGUGGAUCUGUCUGACCUCUCCACUGAUCAUGCUAGGAUGUGAAAACAGCAGAUGGAUCAGCUGGGUGUGGGUAUGUGACCAGAUUAGAGCUGAAGGUGUUUUCUUGUACACACCAUCUGCCUCCAUCUCUUGCUUCAUACCAGUGAGAAGCAAGAGGUGGUGACCUGAAGUCAGUGACUUGACUCCUCUGUAAAACUGUCUGAGGGCACCAUAAGGAUCCUUCUUGUUACUGGAGCAAAGGCCCAUAGAUACUGUGUGUCCAGCCAUACUUGUGUGUGACCUUUAG
Molecule: messenger RNA, 2536 nt
Organism: Dryobates pubescens (Downy woodpecker)
Lineage: Eukaryota; Metazoa; Chordata; Aves; Piciformes; Picidae
Gene: TSTD2
Product: thiosulfate sulfurtransferase like domain containing 2
Exons: 10
Coding region: 1-1884 (627 amino acids)
Source: RefSeq, a predicted model, not a curated record